CCGAAAUGUCAAAAAGUGGCUUCAAUUUGAUUCAUGAGUUGUUUGCUAGAUUAUUUUUGAAAAACAAAAUGAAUCACAGUAAUUAACUAAUUGUGGUGAUAUCAGAUUUAACAGUACUUAUUACAUUAAUACAGAACCGGCAUCUGAAGUGAUGUGAUCUUGCUUUUGCGGGUGGAAUGUGCUUUGUUUGAUUGACGAAUUCCGUGUAUAAAGAAGGAAUCUGAAAUAGACUUUUGAUGUCGGGGUCGUGUACAAAAAUAACAUUGCUUCGUCGCAACUCGCAACCAGUCUGGCGGUGAUUCCGGCUCCAUACGUCAUGAUGGCCACUAAAAUUAUAUUUCGUGUUUCUUUGAUUGUUAUAGGGAUCCAUGCUGCACCACCAGCUGAUGAAAACCUACCCCCACGACCCAAAGAAGGAGGUGUCACCACACAAUUCUGUGAAUUCUACAAUAACACAUUACCAGAGCCUUGUGAUAGAACAAAGAAUGACACAUGUAUCCCGAAGAUAGUCAAGGAAGAAUGCCAACCCCUAGAGGCAGAUAAAAGCAAUCAUUGCUUUACACUAUGGCAAUUUGAUAAUACAACAAACACGGCCACAGUCAAAGUUAAAGGAUGUUUCCUAGAUACUGUUGCAUGCAAUGAUAGAUCAUCCAACUGCCGUUUGCAUAACAUGAAAUUGCCUUUGCUUCAUUGUUGCUGUGAAGGUGAUAUGUGUAAUGAGAAUGCCACCUACCCAGGUUUAGAGUCUAGUAUGACAUCACAAACUGAUAUUCCUUAUGAACGUGUGCCAGCUUCGCCUGUACCAACACCUGAUGAUGAUACAAAGAGAGUCUUAGCAUAUACACUCACACCACUCUUUAUUCUUUUUGCUGUAUUUGUUGGAUGCUAUCUAUUAUAUAGAAAGCGCAAAGGUGGUUCAUUUGCAGAGUUGGCAAGUGGUGAGGCAUCAUUAUCCCGACCACCUUCAGCUGGGGCAGGAAUGGAAAAUGAUGGUACCAGCUUGCAAGGACAGGUGACAUUAUGUGAAGUUAGAGCUCGAGGCAGAUUCGGGGCAGUGUGGCGUGCCAAGCUGGGUCAGAGUGAUGUCGCUGUCAAAGUCUUCCCGUUACAAGACAAGCAAUCCUGGGUGGCCGAGCAAGAAAUAUACAGGUUGCCACGAAUGGAUCAUCCAGAUAUUUUACACUACAUUGGUGUUGAUAGGACUGGAGAUAACUUACAAGCUGAAUAUUGGCUUGUUACUGAAUAUCAUGAGAAAGGUUCCCUAUGCGAUUACUUGAAAGCGCACACAUUCACAUGGCCGGAAGCGUGGCGAGUGGCAGCCAGUGUAGCGCGUGGUCUUGCACAUUUACAUGAAGAGGGGGGCGGCAAGCCUGCUAUAGCACACAGGGACUUCAAAUCCAAGAAUGUCCUGCUCAAAGCGGAUUUAAGCGCUUGCAUCGCUGACUUUGGGCUGGCUCUUAUAUUCGUUUCUGGUCACGGAUGUGGGGACGCGCAUGGUCAAGUUGGAACACGACGUUAUAUGGCGCCAGAAGUGCUUGAUGGUGCUAUUAACUUUACGAAGGACGCCUUCUUAAGAAUCGAUAUGUACGCGUGUGCGCUGGUGCUCUGGGAAAUUGUUUCAAGAUGUGAGGCAGCCGGUGUUGACCCAACCGCGCAAUACCGAUUACCCCUCGAAGAGGAAGUGGGUUCGCAUCCCGGCCUAGAAGAAAUGCAGGAGACAGUCGUUCAAAGGAAAAUGCGGCCACAGAUACCGCCACAGUGGAGAGAUCAUCCAGGUCUGGCAGUCCUUUGUGACACAAUGGAGGAGUGCUGGGACCACGAUGCCGAAGCACGUCUAUCAGCGUCAUGUGUGCUUGAACGCAUCGUCGCUCAGAGACCAACAACGAGUCAGCCCUCUCUAACACCUGACACUACACCACUGCUCAUUCACGAGUUGAAUGACCCCCAACCCUGCUGACCGCUGCUUGAUGACCUUCCAUUGAUACAGUUUUGAGAGGUUCCAUACGAUUGAAAGAACUAGAAUAUGAAAUCUUUAAAUUGCAAUUGAACAUGUGAAGAAACACUGAAAACAACAAUCCAUUUCUUUAUUAGUUCUGUGUCGAGUUGCAAGUUAUUGGCUAUGGUCUAAAGUUAACGGGACAAAGGCGAUACAUAAUUAUUAGGUAUUUUGUUGAUGCAUAAACGUUUCAAAUUGAAUUUUCUUCAGUCUGUUUUAGUUUGACAAACAAUGACACAUUGCGUUGAAAAAUGCUGUUUUGUGACGCUACAAUCAUAAAGAAUCUUCUAGAUGGCUAUAGGAAAAUUUCGUACUCAAAGUAGAAAAUAUGAAUUAUAAUAUUGGUAUGAUGAGAAUUGUGUAAAUGAACGACGAAAUGUCGUAAAUUGGCAUUCUUGUAAAUUUCCAUGUGGUCUUAGUGGAGACCAUGGGGUUGAGAAUGUAAAACAAAAGGCGUUAUCUUUCGUUUAACAUUCUAAACACAAUAUUUGGUGUUAUGUCUAUGCGUAGAGAUGUGACUAGAGUAAAUUGACUAUGGACUAAAUAUCAUAGACUAUAGAAAAUAAUACAUCUAUCAGGGGGGUACCGUCACCGCAUUGAAUUGUAAUACGUCUUAACACAUAGAAAGACGCAAUAAUAAUGAUUUUGCUGAGAAGGCUUAUGGCUUAUUUAAAAAUCUCUAAAUUGGUCUUAAUUAUACUAUUUCGUCUCUAUCCAUUACAAUGCAAACAAAAUUUGAUAGAAAAAGACGAACGAGUUUAGUUGAAACAGUUGUUUUUUGGGGUGUUAUAAAAUAAUAAGCAAUAAAGUUAAUAUUACUUGAGGUAGAAGUUUGUAUACUUCUGUUAUAUAUUA
Pieris napi is the source of this 2851-nucleotide messenger RNA. RefSeq names its product activin receptor type-2A-like. The record is from RefSeq and is a predicted model, not a curated record. NCBI's taxonomy places the organism in Eukaryota, Metazoa, Arthropoda, Insecta, Lepidoptera, Pieridae. Gene Ontology annotation, biological process: cellular response to growth factor stimulus; protein phosphorylation; activin receptor signaling pathway. Gene Ontology annotation, cellular component: plasma membrane; activin receptor complex. The transcript has 5 exons. The coding region runs from base 317 to 1957 and encodes 546 amino acids. Gene Ontology annotation, molecular function: activin receptor activity; activin binding; metal ion binding.